Molecule: messenger RNA, 1188 nt
Organism: Chaetomium globosum CBS 148.51
Lineage: Eukaryota; Fungi; Ascomycota; Sordariomycetes; Sordariales; Chaetomiaceae
Exons: 4
Coding region: 1-1188 (395 amino acids)
Source: RefSeq, a predicted model, not a curated record
AUGAGCAGCGACUCGACCAUUGCGAGCACCCCUAACGAGACCGAUAUCGCCUACUUUCCCGAAGUCGUCUUCCCAGCCGGCAACUCCGACUUCCGCGCUGCACGGAACCGGUGUGCACGAGCCUGCCGAGAGUUCAACACCACUCCCGACGACGCGGACCCGGAGGAGCGGAGCCAGAAAUGGCUUGACAUCGUCCGCCCGGACCGUGACCGCACCGAGGAUAGCGUAUUGGCCGUAACCCAUGACCAAACCUUCGCCAACCCGGCCCUCAAGGCCAAGACCCCCUUUAUCAAGCCGCCCGUCUACAUCGACUAUGGCGUCCGCUUGCAUGUCGGCGGUUCCACCUUUAUCAAUCGGAACUGCAUGAUCAUGGACACGCCCGUGGCCGACGUGGUCAUUGGCGAAGGCUGCAAUAUCGGCUCCAACUGCUGCAUUAUCGGCGUUACCCAUCCCGUGCGGCUCGACGAGCGCCUCCAGAGGCACAGCAUCGGCCAGCCAGUCACUAUCGGCAACGACGUCUGGAUUGGUGCCAACGUUACCAUUCUGGGCGGUGUAACAAUAGGCGAUGGCGCCGUCAUUGGUGCCUGCUCCCUCGUCAAGCGAGAUGUCCCGCCCAUGAGUGUCGCCUUCGGUGUGCCGGCCCGCGUGGUCCGUUUCCUCAAGGACGUCAAGCCCGCCCUCAACAGCUCAUCCGUCAUGGCCCAUACGAUGGCUGACGGAAUGCGGCUGGGGAACCGCUUACCAAUGAGGGGGCAAUUCGAUCCCGGCUCCCGCGACAGUUCCGGGGGUGGGGAGUACCAAGAGGAUGGACAUGCUUGCAACGGCUCGGUUGUGGAGGGGGAUGGGCUGUUGGACUUUGACCCGUUGGGCGUGGACACGGAUGUCGACAUGGAUGGGCCCCUGCCGUCCGGGCGGCGCUUCUCGGGUGGCUCGGGGUCCACUGCGCACAGCGUGCUGCACGACGUCGGGCUCAGGGACCGGUUGGGGCGAGGGAGUGUACGGGAUAGGGAGGUCAGGGCACUGUUGCUGCCGCGGAGGAGGCACCAACAGCGUCGACGGCAGCGGUGGGAUGUUGAGGCUGCUGCCAUCACGGCGGUGGUGAUUGCGUUGCUGAUGGUGUUUUUCUUUGCCGGCGUCUAUUUGGGGGCAAGCAAGAUUUCUUUUGGGCCUGAUUUGGGAUACCUGUAG